GGGUGCGCGGGCCGGCCCGGGAAGGCAGCAGCCAUGGAGCUGUGGCGACAGUGUACCCACUGGCUGAUCCAGUGCCGGGUGCUGCCGCCCAGCCACCGCGUGACCUGGGAUGGGGCUCAGGUGUGCGAGCUGGCGCAGGCCCUUCGGGAUGGGGUCCUUCUCUGCCAGCUGCUUAACAACCUGAUGCCCCACGCCAUCAAUUUACGCGAAGUCAACCUGCGCCCCCAGAUGUCCCAGUUCCUGUGCCUUAAGAAUAUCCGUACCUUCUUGUCUACCUGCUGUGAGAAGUUUGGCCUCAAGAGGAGUGAGCUCUUUGAGGCUUUUGACCUCUUCGAUGUGCAGGAUUUUGGGAAGGUCAUCUACACCCUGUCCGCUCUGUCCUGGACCCCGAUUGCCCAGAACAAGGGGAUCAUGCCCUUCCCCACUGAGGAGGAGAGUGUGGGGGAUGAAGACAUCUACAGUGGCCUGUCCGACCAGAUUGAUGACACAGUGGAGGAGGAUGAGGACCUGUAUGACUGUGUGGAGAACGAGGAGGCUGAGGGUGACGAGAUCUACGAGGACCUCAUGCGCACAGAGCCGGUGCCCAUGCCACCCAAGAUGACAGAGUAUGACAAACGGUGCUGCUGCCUGCGAGAGAUCCAGCAGACGGAGGAGAAGUACACAGACACGCUGGGCUCCAUCCAACAGCACUUCAUGAAGCCCCUGCAACGGUUUCUCAAACCUGAAGACAUAGAGAUCAUCUUCAUCAACAUCGAGGACCUACUUCGUGUGCACACUCACUUCCUAAAGGAGAUGAAGGAAGCCCUAGCCACCACCAGUGCACCUACACUUUACCAGGUCUUCAUCAAAUACAAGGAGAGGUUCCUCAUCUAUGGUCGUUACUGCAGCCAGGUGGAGUCGGCCAGCAAGCACCUGGACCGCGUGGCCAGCGCCCGGGAAGACGUGCAAAUGAAGCUGGAGGAAUGUUCUCAGCGAGCAAACAAUGGGAGGUUCACCUUGAGGGACCUGCUGAUGGUGCCAAUGCAGCGAGUGCUCAAGUACCACCUCCUCCUCCAGGAGCUGGUGAAACACACGCAGGAUGCAAUGGAGAAGGAGAACCUGCGGCUGGCCCUGGAUGCAAUGAGGGACCUGGCGCAGUGCGUGAACGAGGUCAAGCGAGACAAUGAGACCCUGAGGCAGAUCACCAACUUUCAGCUGUCUAUUGAGAACCUGGACCAGUCUCUGGCCCACUACGGCCGGCCGAAGAUCGAUGGGGAGCUCAAGAUCACCUCGGUGGAGCGCCGCUCCAAGACAGACAGGUACGCCUUCCUGCUUGACAAAGCUCUGCUCAUCUGUAAGCGCCGAGGGGAUUCCUACGACCUCAAGGACUUUGUGAACCUGCACAGCUUCCAGGUUCGAGAUGACUCUUCUGCAGAGCGUGACAACAAGAAGUGGACUCACAUGUUUCUCCUGAUCGAGGAUCAAGGUGCUCAGGGCUAUGAGCUGUUUUUCAAGACACGAGAACUGAAGAAGAAGUGGAUGGAACAGUUCGAGAUGGCCAUCUCCAACAUCUUCCCUGAGAAUGCCACAGCCAAUGGGCACGACUUCCAGAUGUACUCCUUUGAGGAGACCACGUCCUGCAAGGCUUGCCAGAUGCUGCUGAGAGGCACCUUCUAUCAGGGCUACCGUUGUCAUCGUUGCCGGGCACCUGCGCACAAAGAGUGUCUGGGGAGGGUCCCUCCCUGUGGCCGCCACGGGCAAGAUUUUUCUGGAACUAUGAAGAAGGAUAGGCCACAUCGCCGGGCUCAGGACAAAAGGAGGAAUGAGCUGGGGCUGCCCAAGAUGGAGGUUUGCCAGGAGUACUAUGGGCUUCCUCCACCCCCAGGAGCCUUUGGAUCUUUUCUACGGCUCAACCACGGAGACAUCGUGGAGCUCACCAAGGCCGAGGCUGAACAGAACUGGUGGGAGGGCAGGAAUACAGCUACCAAUGAAGUUGGCUGGUUUCCCUGUAACAGGGUGAAGCCCUACGUUCAUGGUCCCCCUCAGGACCUGUCUGUUCAUCUCUGGUACGCUGGCCCCAUGGAGCGUGCUGGAGCAGAAAGCAUCCUCACCAACCGCUCAGACGGGACGUUCUUGGUGCGGCAGAGGGUGAAGGACGCAGCAGAAUUUGCCAUCAGCAUUAAGUAUAAUGUUGAGGUCAAGCACAUUAAAAUCAUGACAGCAGAAGGACUGUAUCGGAUUACGGAGAAGAAGGCUUUCCGGGGGCUGACGGAGCUGGUGGAGUUUUACCAGCAGAACUCCCUAAAGGAUUGCUUCAAGUCGCUAGACACCACCCUGCAGUUCCCCUUCAAGGAGCCUGAGAGGAGAGCCAUCAGCAAACCCGCAGGAAGCACCAAGUAUUUCGGCACAGCCAAAGUUCGCUACGAUUUCUGUGCCAGGGACCGAUCGGAGCUGAACCUCAAGGAGGGUGACAUUGUCAAGAUCCUUAACAAGAAGGGGCAACAAGGCUGGUGGCGAGGAGAGAUCUAUGGCCGGGUGGGCUGGUUCCCCUCUAACUAUGUGGAGGAGGAUUAUUCUGAAUACUGCUGAGCUCUGGCACACCAGCAGGAAGAUGAAAACUGCAGGCUGCGAGCCCAGGAUGAGUAGGCUGCGUGGCCAGGACUGUGACAGGUCCCGUGGGCUGAGAAUCUGAGACGGACUGUGGAGGGCCUGCGUCCACUUGACAGGGCUUCUGGGGUGAUGCCCUGCCAUGGUUAAUUUAUAACACACUUGAUUUCCCCUUGGGUCUCCUCUGGAAGGUAGGGCUCAAGGCAUCUGCUUCGAAUAAAGUGAUGAAUGAAGGGACUGGUGUUGUUGAGAGACCCUGGAAGGGGAGACGGGGGGAGGGGCACCGGGGCACAGACAAACCGACCCAGCAAACCCUUCCCUUCCAGCUUCAUCACUUUUCUCUACCCUUUAAAAUAAGACCUGAAGAAAGAAAUGGACCCCCACAUAACAGGAA
Molecule: messenger RNA, 2980 nt
Organism: Molossus molossus (Pallas's mastiff bat)
Lineage: Eukaryota; Metazoa; Chordata; Mammalia; Chiroptera; Molossidae
Gene: VAV1
Product: vav guanine nucleotide exchange factor 1
Exons: 27
Coding region: 34-2568 (844 amino acids)
Biological process (GO): intracellular signal transduction; cell migration; regulation of GTPase activity
Cellular component (GO): cytoplasm
Molecular function (GO): protein binding; guanyl-nucleotide exchange factor activity
Source: RefSeq, a predicted model, not a curated record